AAUUACAUAAUGGAAAGCACUACACAGUUGUAGGGCAGCAGCGGUUUUCCAUUAAUCUCUCUUCUGACUUCUGUGGGCGGUGGUCUCUUUCCAAUCUCUGCACCAACAAAAAAAGGUUUAGAAAAUCAAAAGUAAGAGAUGGUCAGAGCAUAUUCACAAGAGCACACAUAUAAGCACCCAUGGGAACGUGUAACUUCUGCAUCCUGGCGCAAGUUUGCUGAUCCGGAGAACAAGCGCACUCUAUCACACAUCCUCGAGGUUGACACAUUGAACCACAAGCUUGAUCCCAGUUCAGGGAUGCUUUAUACUACUCGUGCCAUAACUAUCCAUGCACCAGGACCAUGGUUUGUUCGUAAAAUCAUUGGUCAGGACAUCUGCCACUGUGUAGAAUCAACUGUUGUCGAUGCCCAAUCUCGGUCAAUGCAACUCUCCACUCGAAACAUUAGUCUCGAGAAGUACAUAGAAGUGGAGGAGAAAAUCAGAUAUGACCCUCAUCCAGAUAAUCCAAAUUUAUGGACCGUCUGCAAGCAGGAAACGAGUAUUAGGAUCAAGCCGUUUUCAGCUCUGGCUUCAAUGGCAGAGAAAAUAGAGCAGAAGUGUGUGGAUAAGUUUCAAGCAAACAGUGCUAAGGGAAGAGAAGUGAUGGAACGGAUGUGCAAGUAUCUCGAAGCUGAAUCCUCGAGAGGCAUUACAGCAUGAUUUAGUAAUCCAAAUUUACGUUAGGCUUCUUAAGUGCUAGUAUUCAACCCCUCCUUUAAAGGUGAGAGGUGAGUUCUUAAUGAUCGCUGUUGGCGGAUGAAUAUCAUAGCAUGUAAAAGAGGACACCAAUCAUGGAUUGUUCCUUCUGAACUUUUUGUAAGCUGUAGUAGAUGCAAUAACAAAGUUAUCAUAGCAUUUCAUUGUGAGAAUGUUACCUAGAUGCACAUUUUACUUUAAAAUGCUGCAGUUUGAAUGUGUAGACAUUGUAUGCUUCAUCUUAAAUGGUUUAACCAAUGAUCAUAUAUAUCUGUCUAUCUGGUUCACUUC
Molecule: messenger RNA, 1026 nt
Organism: Nicotiana attenuata
Lineage: Eukaryota; Viridiplantae; Streptophyta; Magnoliopsida; Solanales; Solanaceae
Product: protein slowmo homolog
Exons: 2
Coding region: 139-699 (186 amino acids)
Biological process (GO): phospholipid transport
Cellular component (GO): mitochondrial intermembrane space
Molecular function (GO): phosphatidic acid transfer activity
Source: RefSeq, a predicted model, not a curated record